Messenger RNA from Haliotis rubra (blacklip abalone), 1124 nucleotides. RefSeq names its product proline hydroxylase buaE-like. NCBI's taxonomy places the organism in Eukaryota, Metazoa, Mollusca, Gastropoda, Lepetellida, Haliotidae. Bases 58 to 999 code for a protein of 313 amino acids. Gene Ontology annotation, molecular function: dioxygenase activity. The record is from RefSeq and is a predicted model, not a curated record. The transcript is spliced from 8 exons.
UACGUGUCUGUCACGUGACGUGGGUGAGUGUUUCGUAGGUAGGCUAAUCGUGCGACUAUGGCGGCGUCUGCUAUCCCAAUUGUUGACUUCCAGAAGUACGGACUGAAUGUUACCGACCCCAAGUCCGUGACGAGUGACGUCCUGGAGACCACGGCCGAGGAGAUAUAUGAUGCCUUUAGUACAAUAGGCUUUCUGUACCUGAUUAAUCAUGGCAUUGAACAAAGAAAGGUCGAUGCUAUGUUCGCGGUGUCCAAAUCCUUCUUUGAUCAACCAAUGGAAGAAAAGAUGAAGUUUCUUCAAAACCAUCAGGAUUGUUUUCAUGGCUACAUUGCCUUAGAGAGCGAAAAGGGGAAUAUCAAGAACCCCGUUGCGGAUUUCAAGGAAGCGUUCAACUUUACAGCAAAGGAUGAUGGGGCGUGGCUGGCGGAUCUUCCCGAAUUUAAGUCAACUACCUUCCCCUUCUUCGACGACGUCAUACAACUAUCAGAGAGAGUCCUCGAUGUCCUGUCUAUCGGUCUUAAGCUCCAGGAUCGCAACUUCCUCCGCGAUUGCCACCGUCAGAUGGGCAGGAAGGGGAACACCACCACUCUCAGAAGCAACUACUACCCUCCUCUAACUGGACCCGUGAAGCCAGGUCAAGCUCGCUUUGGACAGCACACCGACUAUGGGACAAUAACACUGCUGUUCCAGGACGACAUUGGAGGCUUAGAGGUGAUGAACACUGAUGAUGUGUAUGUGCCGGCAAAGCCCAUCCCCGGCGCCAUCGUGGUCAUCAUUGGUGACCUGAUGCAGCGAUGGACUGCAGAUCAGCUUAAAGCCACAAAACACCGAGUCCUGAUUCCUGAAUCGGAAGUGAAGAAACGCCAGUACCGACAGUCCCUCGCGUUUUUUGUCAACCCUGAUGAUGACACCAUCAUCAAAAGUCUGGAUGGUUCCGACAAAUACGAUCCCAUCCUCACUCUGGAUUAUCUGCAGCGCGAGUUCAUUCAGAUGUAUUAGUUUACCAGAGGCCCUUAACUUUCAAGCUGAGAAGGGCAUUUGAAUAUUUUCCCAUCCAGAUUCCUAAACGUAUCACCCUUGCUUUGAACAUGUCAUGAUUUGAUACAAAAACUGAAAAACUGAAA